Molecule: messenger RNA, 936 nt
Organism: Rana temporaria (common frog)
Lineage: Eukaryota; Metazoa; Chordata; Amphibia; Anura; Ranidae
Product: taste receptor type 2 member 40-like
Exons: 1
Coding region: 1-936 (311 amino acids)
Biological process (GO): sensory perception of taste; G protein-coupled receptor signaling pathway; detection of chemical stimulus involved in sensory perception of bitter taste
Cellular component (GO): membrane
Molecular function (GO): bitter taste receptor activity; G protein-coupled receptor activity
Source: RefSeq, a predicted model, not a curated record
AUGGCUUCUGCUGGGGCAAUCUUACUGGCCGUCACCAUUGCCCUGCAAACCGUAACUGGAAUAACUUUAAACUCUUGCAUUACGGCCUUCAGCUUUAAAAGCCGAAAAAACGGUUCCAGUUUCCAUCCCACCAAUUUGAUCUUCUCCAUCAUGGGACUGGUCAACAUCUUCCUUCAGUUUGUCCUUACAGCCCAGAAUAUAAUUUAUACCUUUUGGCCCUGCUGGUUCUUUAUGAGGGAGUUAAGUUUAAGUUUAUCUGUGCUGACCCAAUGUAUGGCUUACUGUAGCUUCUGGCUGACCGGCUGGUUGUGCGCUUACUAUUGUGUGAACAUAGUCAACCUCGGCCAUCCCCUGAUUGCUAGAUUACAAAGGCUCCUCUCGUCUUUCCUUCCACAUGUUCUGGUGAUGUCCAUCAUUGGGCCAUUCCUAUUGGGUGUUCUCUCCAUCUGGAUGGCUGCUGUUGUUGAGGUGAAGCCUUCAUCAAACCACACAGGCUGUAUUGUUGGUGAAACGUUCAACCUUAAUGCAGCUUACAGAGCCAUAACCACUUUUCUAGGCUGCUGUCUACCAUUUUUUCUGGCGUUGAUCUCCACCGGCAUCACAAUUUCCUCUCUUAUAAGACACAUCAACAAAACGAAGAACAAUGUCUCUGGAUAUACUCCCUCCAGCCUCCAGUCACUCAUCCACGCGGCAAAAACAAUGGUCCUCUUCCUCGUGCUUUCUGUAAUAUUUUAUGUUUUUGCGCUCUUAUUCUCCGCCACAAUCACCAACACCUCUGCAGAGGCCAUGUCUGUCCUCAGUUCCUUUAUAAUCAUGUCCUUCCCAUUGACUGAGGCCGUCAUCAUUAUCCAGGCCGUUCCUAAGCUGAGGAAGAAGAUUCGGGGGAAUUUCUGUUGCGAAAAAGAAAGCGGCAAUAAGACUGAGGAGAAUAAUUAG